ACUUUAUUUGACACUUAGGACAAACUUGGUGUCGGUCGUUUUUAUGUAUGUUUCCUAAUAAAGACAUAACUUAAGACUUAUGUAACCUCUGCUGCUUAGUGCAGUUAACGCCGAUGACUCGACACGUCAAAAUGUCAAGUGUUAAAACUAAACCUGUCGCGUAUUGCCUUAUUUGGUCGUCAUGCUCACCUGUAAACCACGCCCAUCUCCGGAUCAUGCUCCGCCUGAUGAAAAUAAAUACAAACCAACAGCAUCAGUGUGCAACAGGACUUCAACAGAAGAAUACAGUGCUAGGCUGACAGCUGACUCACAAUGAUUGACCUCCCAUCUCUGUCUGUGACCUGGACCCUGGUGCUUCUGGUCCUAACACUCCUGUAUAUUUACGGUGUUUGGCCACAUGGAUUUUUUAAGAAACUGGGAAUCCCAGGACCAAGGCCUUGGCCUUUCUUUGGCACAUUUCUCUCAUACACUAAAGAUCUAUGAUGGAAGGCUCCCAAUAUUAAUGGUCACUGACCUGGAAAUGAUCAAGGCGAUUAUGGUGAAAGAAUGUUAUUCUACCUUCACUAACAGAAGGGAAACAAAUGCAGACCUUGCUGGCCCCUUUGCUGAUGGAAUAACUGUAGUUAAAGAUGAGAGAUGGAAGAGAAUCCGCAGUUCACUCUCUCCAUAUUUCACAAGUGGUCGACUGAAAGAGAUAUUUCCCAUAGCUGUGACACACGCAGAUCGUUUUAUUAAAAAUAUGCAAAAGAAAGUCAACGACCAGCCAGUUAAAGUGAAAGAAGUUGUGGCUCCGUACAGUUUGGAUGUGGUCACCAGCUCCUCCUUUAGCGUUGACAUCGACUCCAUAAACAACGCAGAUGAUCCUUUCGUUACCAACAUCAAGACGUUUUUCAAGUUCAGUCUGUUCAAUCCUCUGAUUCUGAUUUUAACUUUAUUUCCCUCCAUUGCAAAUCUUUUGGGAAAAAUGGGGAUAAGUCUUUUUUCAAGGUCGUCCAUGAAAUAUUUCUAUAAUGUCCUGAAAAAGAUUAAGAACGAGCACAACAAGGAAUCAAACGGUCGGGUAGACUUUCUCAAACUCAUGAUCCAGAAUCAAAUACCUGAUGAAAAAUUUGAGGACACCGAUGAGCAACCGGCAAAAGGACUAACAGACCACGAGAUUCUCUCCCAGUCCCUUGUUUUCAUUCUCGGAGGUUAUGAGACGACAAGCACCACUCUCACUUACCUCCUCUAUAAUCUUGCCACUAAUCCAGACUGCCUGGAAAAGCUGGUUGAGGAGAUUGACACAAACUUCCCUCUUGAUACUCCCAUCACAUAUGAUGCAUUGAUGAAAAUGGAUUACUUAGAAAUGGCCAUCAACGAAUCAAUGCGUCUCCUUCCCACUGCACCACGCUUAGAAAGGGUCUGUAAGAAGACCGUAGAGCUCAAUGGGGUGACCAUACCAAAGGACACUCUGGUUGGAAUUCCUACAUAUGUUUUGAAUCAUGAUCCGCAACUCUGGGAGUCUCCUGAUGAGUUCAGACCAGAGAGAUUCAGCCCAGAAAGUAAGUCAGAGAUUAACCAGUACAUUUUCAUGCCUUUUGGACUCGGGCCUCGAAAUUGCAUUGGAAUGAGAUUCGCCUUAAUGAUCGUGAAACUUCUUGUUGUGAAGCUGCUUCAGAACUUCAGUAUGGAAACAUGUAAAGAGACACAGAUCCCUUUAGAGCUGAAUGCUAUGUUUCAGCCGAAGGUUCCCAUCACACUGACGUUCAUACCAAGAUCUCACAAGGCAAAAGAAUAAUUAAAAUGCAGAACAUUUCAAUAUAAUUGAUUUUAUUUUAUACCAUGUUAUAUGGCAUUAACAAAAUUACUCAAAAUUAUAUUAUGAUUAUAUGUUAUUUAUAAUAUACACACGAUUAUGCCCUUUACAUCAUUUUUGGAGCCUUGAGCUCUUCUGGAUUCAUUCAUUUUUGUGUCAUUUACUUUACAGUGUUAUGAAUGUAAAAAUGCAUUAUUAAAAGUGUAUAAUUGUUUAAUUACAGAACAAGCAAUGAAUGCAAAUGUGUAGUGGUAAUAUUGUAACUGCAUGUGCUAGACAGGAUUAUGUGCUUUAAUAACCAACUUGAAUUAAUUUUUGUUGGAAACAGACAUCAUCAUAUCAGAAAUGUAAAAUAUCAAAGUUUGUUUGCAUCUGCAAUAAUAAAGUAAAUCAUUUUAAAGUAAAACAAUUCCGAAACAAACAUUUGAUGAAACAGCCAAAUGUAACAUACAGAGAGACAUUAGAAAUCAGCUUCCGAAACAACUGCUAGGGAACUCUCCUCUGUGACAGGCUUAUCAUUUGUAACAUUAUUUGUAAACAAUUGUUGUGGACUUUUAGAGAUAUUCCUUCAUUUUAAAUUACUUUUAGUAGCAAUGCCAGAAGAUCAAAAUAUCUACAGGAUUUAAUACAUGUGUGAUGUUGAAAAUAUAGUUAGUCUGUCAACAUUGUAAGACUGAUUUUCUGUCUCACGCUGAUGACUGUUACAAAGGGGUGAUAUUAAGCAACGCCCACAACCAAACGUAUCAGUAAAUGUGAUUGGUAUGUUUUAAACAGACAGCUGAAACAACCAAUAACAUUGCCUACAUACACCUGUAGCGCCCUCUGCACAUACUUGCAAUUCACCAGAGAGAAUUGCAUCAGUUGAGAGAGUUUUCUCAUCAAUACUGAAGACUUGAUUUGUUUAAUACAAAACACUCAUAUCCAAACUAUGGCAGCAUUG
This is a messenger RNA of Onychostoma macrolepis, 2735 nucleotides long. Its product is annotated as cytochrome P450 3A30-like. The record is from RefSeq and is a predicted model, not a curated record. The coding region runs from base 398 to 1777 and encodes 459 amino acids. Gene Ontology annotation, molecular function: steroid hydroxylase activity; heme binding; iron ion binding. NCBI's taxonomy places the organism in Eukaryota, Metazoa, Chordata, Actinopteri, Cypriniformes, Cyprinidae. The transcript has 12 exons.